Fomitiporia mediterranea MF3/22 is the source of this 834-nucleotide messenger RNA. RefSeq lists its product as uncharacterized. The transcript has 3 exons. Bases 10 to 423 code for a protein of 137 amino acids. The record is from RefSeq and is a predicted model, not a curated record. NCBI's taxonomy places the organism in Eukaryota, Fungi, Basidiomycota, Agaricomycetes, Hymenochaetales, Hymenochaetaceae.
GCGGCAGUCAUGGCUGACUAUAUGCAACAGAAGAACGAUCACAAUCAGAGUGCAUUCAAUGCAAAGGGCGAGGCUGGUGCCACCAACCCGCCUUCGUACGAUUAUAUUACGGGAGGCUCAAACAAAAAUCAGCCUGCAGGCCCAGGUUAUCCUAGGCAGGGUCCUUACAUGCCUGCUCCAAGUAAUGCACAGUGCUACCAGCCGCCAGCAUCAGGCGGAUUCGUGAGUGCACCGCUCCCGCCUGACCAUCCUGAGUACAUCUGUAUGCAAGAAGGUCGCCACAUCCGUUCAACCCGCUUUGGAUGUCUUGGUGUUCUCGCAGCAAUUAUCUGGUUCCCGAUUGGUAUUGCUUGUUGUUUGCUGGACCGCCGUGUUGUAUGCAAGCGUUGCGGACGAGUGCUUGACGAUGGAUUCUCAUGCUGAGGUGUACCAUAUUUUUCUCGUGCCAUAUUGUAUAGUAAAUGCUUCCGAGGCCGCGAUUGUCGAGUUUCCCUGGACUGUUUCUGGAUUCCUUUCCUUUCCUUUUUUCGUUUUGCUCUGUCGCUGUUGUUGUCUCCUUACUUCUUUUCUCUACUUUACUUCAGGGCUGUAUCACUGUACUCCUUCAUCUUGUUCGCUGGCUCAUUGCUUCUGAAGAGGUCUACAAUCUCGCAGAUAUUUGGCAACAACAUCCUGGUUUUCGUUGGGUGCGAUUGGUUGCAUGGGCACGUCAACGAGUGAUUGAAGCGAUCUCAAAUGUACGAGUCGUGUUUAUUGGAAUUUGACUGUCAUAUUCAUCUGUGGAUGAGGUAUUACGAGAAAGUUGUAAACAGCAUAUUAUUUAUUACUUCAAAC